This is a messenger RNA of Salarias fasciatus (jewelled blenny), 5845 nucleotides long. RefSeq names its product fibronectin leucine rich transmembrane protein 1b (gene flrt1b). The record is from RefSeq and is a predicted model, not a curated record. NCBI's taxonomy places the organism in Eukaryota, Metazoa, Chordata, Actinopteri, Blenniiformes, Blenniidae. Gene Ontology annotation, molecular function: protein binding. The transcript is spliced from 2 exons. Bases 873 to 3074 code for a protein of 733 amino acids.
GGAGUGAGGCUGAAACUCGGAGCAAAGAAGAAAGAAGAUUUUCCCUUCGGUCGCGCUCACACAGGCCGACCUGCCCAUCGCAGCCAGAAAAACCUGCUCAUUAGUGUCACUAAACUGUGAGGUUUACGUGGUGAAAAACUGUUGCAGUGCGAUCCUAAUAGGAGAUCAGAUUUUUUUCACAAGGACUCUUGGGCAUUACUGAGCCGCGGAAGUCUCUCCUCUCGCUUCUCUCAUUGCUGCUCAUCAAUUAAAACAAUCCUCUGCCUGCUCAAAGCAAGACUAGCGCGCUACAGUACUAUUUUUGCGUGACCCAAAACUUGUAUGAGUAUCCAGGAUUGCUUUCUACUUCGAAGAAGGACCCUUGAGCCCUCCACCAUCUUCUGACUGUCUGCCCAACUGCAGCGUUUGGGUGUGGAGGAGUGGUUUUAGAAUUAGGCCUUUGGACACUUGGUGAAGAUGACUUGAGUUGGCAGGCCUAAAAACCCCUUACCCACAGAGAAAAAAGAGAGAGAAAGACCGAGUUUGGCAGUAGGACACACACUCACACACACAACACACAAAUGUGGGUGCCGAGGCGGCUUUGAGCCAUGCUGGUGUUGCUGCUCGUGGAGCCCUGGAGUACAGGCUAUCAUCAUCCCUAUCAUCAUUCACCCAACCAGAGGAAGAUUCCACAGCCCCAAGGAAAGAGGCUACGCUUCUGAGCGACUCAAAGAAGACUGCGAAAACUGUGCUGCACGCAGAGAUCCACAGCAACAUCCUCCAUCACACGUACACACGCACUAAUACUCCUCUCCACAAAUCCUUGAUAAAGGAAAAACAAAGCUGCGGCGGACGUGAAAAGCACUGAGAGUGAGCAGGAGCUGUGCACCAACAUGGCAGCCGAGAGUCUUGCUGAGCUCCGCGAUUGGCUAUUUCUGCUCCUCCUGUGCCUCACCUUAUUGGCAGAGGUGCUGGAACUGGCAGCAGCGGCAAUCGCCAUGGAGACGGGAGAAGGAGACGAGGGCAUAGUUUGUCCCCUAGUGUGCCGCUGUGAUGAGGGCUUCAUCUACUGCAAUGAUCGUGGCCUCAGCAUAAUUCCUCCACUGCCACUAGCGGCUGCCAUCCUGUACUUGCAGAGCAACCGGCUGAGCAAUGCAGGCUUGCCUCAAUCACUGGAACGGAGCAGUUCCAUACGAGUGAUUUACUUGUAUGCGAACCAGUUGGAUGAAUUUCCUAUACACCUGCCACCGUCGCUACGGGAGCUCCAUCUACAGGAUAAUAAUAUACGAACGUUACCGCGUUCUGCUUUGGCUAAGUUACCGGCACUAGAACGUUUACACCUGGAUGAUAACUCUAUAUCAACAGUUAGCAUCCAGGAGCGAGCCUUUUCUGGGACUCCACGGCUUCGACUAUUGUUUCUGUCUCGAAACCACCUCUCAAGCAUCCCAGCCGGUCUGCCGUCAUCCUUGGAGGAGUUACGACUGGAUGACAACAGAAUCAACACGAUCCCCACCCAUGCGUUCCGUGGGCUCUCGUCCCUGCGACGGUUGGUCCUGGAUGGAAACUUGUUGGCUAACGCACGCAUUGCUGAUGACACCUUCUCCCGUCUCUCCAACCUGACCGAGCUCUCAUUGGUGAGGAAUGCCCUCGUCUCUCCACCGGUCAAUCUGCCUUCAGCUCACCUUGUGCGACUCCACCUGCAAGACAACGGAAUGACCCAUAUCCCAAGAACGGCCCUUGAAGGGAUGCGGAGGCUACAGAGGUUGGACUUGUCGGGGAACAACUUGACUACACUCCCUCGAGGGCUUCUGAAGGACACGGAGAAUCUGGAUCAGCUACUGCUAAAAGGAAACCCCUGGAACUGCAACUGCAACCUUCGCUGGCUUCAUGUCUGGCUGCAUGGACGCGGCGCAGCGGUGACAGUGAAAGGUCUGACCUGUCAGGCACCCGAGUCCGUCAGGGGCCAGGCCUUAAGAGAACUGACUUCUCUUUUAGAGCAAUGUGAAGGUCCUCCUGCAGGUCCCAGCACAGGGAUAGGGGUCAACCCUGCAGAAAGAGAUGGAGGAAGUGAGGACAGUCUUGGCGGGGGUCAAGCAGUGGCUUCAGUGCCUCAUGGCAGCACUACCACUACCUCCCUACUGGUCCCCACUCAAGGUUCCCUCUUCACCCUGAGAGCCAAGCGGCCAGGCCUUGUAAUGCCUCUUCCUCCAGGCGAGGGGGGGCAGGUAUCUGGAGAGGCCCUGGAGCUGACAGUAAAACCUCUCUCUUCAGACAGUGUGCUUGUUAGCUGGCUCUGCCCACAGCCAGCACCCUCCUUCCGCCUGUCAUGGCUGAGGUUGGGUAGCAGUGCAGCUCUUGGCUCAAUAACAGAGACUUUGGUUCCGGGAGAAAGGAGGCAGUAUCUCCUCACCCAGCUCAGCCCUCGCUCCCAUUACCUCAUUUGCCUGCUGCCACUACGACAGGAGUCCUCAUUUGGGGGCUCCAGCAUGGGUUCAUCUCGAAGUGGCAGCAUGGACAUGGACAGCAAAGACUCAGCACCGGCCUGUGCUCAGAUAGAGACUGGAGAUGCUCUGAUCAGCUCACGAGGGGAGGGCUCAGAUAAGGAGGGACAGGACUCAGAGCUAACAGCGCUGCCAUUGGCAGGGAUCAUAGGGGGUGCCACAGCUUUGGUAAGCCUGCUCUUAAUCUUUGGUAUCUUCUGCUGGUAUGGACAGAGAGCAGGUUACAUGUCUGGGGACUCGGGCUCGUACAGCAGGGGCCGGGGCGGCAAACAUUAUGAUGACUAUGUGGAGUCAGGCACUAAGAAGGACACUUCCAUCUUAGAAAUCAGGGCCCCUCCUGCAGGGUUUCAGAUGACAGCUAUGGCCCACCAGCCCCUGCAGCCUAAAUUGGAGGAUGUCACCUACAUUCACACCAUUUUCCCCUCCUCCUCCUCCUCUUCCUCCCAAGCCAACGGGACCUACCGGAGCACCCAGGGAGCUGGCAGCCUCAACGGCACCAUCCUCAGCCAAACCAGCCACCACCAUGUCACUUAUGGCACCAACCGUGGGUACAGAGAGGGUGGCAUCCCUGACAUAGAUUAUGCCUACACGUGAUGAUACAGGGGAAAACUCCCUGAGCCACAAAGGCCUUCCUGGCUUGUGGUCGUUUUGUCCUUGGUUUCCAAAGUACCCUCUGUGCCUCUGCUGGUUCAAUUGUGAUUGGUUUGCAAAGUAGAGAAGACUGAUUUCAGCUGUACUGAUUGGACAUUGCUCUUGAGUGACAGAAGUAACCGUCCUACUAUACUACUGUAUGCUACACCGUACAGUAGGUUCUUCUUUCAGCGCUACUUAUAGUUAUAAAUGGUUACGUUUUCUCUUUUGAAUAUCUCAGUGUCUUUCAAUCCUACUGUUCUUCCCAGCUCAUAAUAAUACACAGUAAUUUAUUUGAGGUUGAUAUACUAGGCUUAGCUGAUUUAGCAGGAGAUAUAUUUAUAAUAUGAGGAAAAAGGCACUUGAUGUGUAUAGAGAUAGCUCUCAUAUCUUCCUACCAACUGUAAGCUCUGUGCUGUAUAGAUAAAAGGGAUGACAGAGGGACAAAUCAAUGGCUGUUAUAACCCAUAGAUGACAAUGCAUCAUGGUUGACAUGAAAGGAUGUGUUCCUAGCCCCCUCCUUUCCUCUGGUUUACUCCCCUCCUUUUUAAUUUCUCCUCCUUUCUGCCUCUCUUUUUUUUUUUUUUUUGGCUGAGGCUCUUUCCUUUUAUUUCUCUCAUGCCUUUUGUGGUGCUGUGAGCAGAGGACGACUUUGUUCUCGCCAAGGGAGCUGACAGCAGUGAUAACAGUUCUGACAGAGACAGGAGACACAAACCACAGCAUGGAGAGACUAAUGAGAGGGAGAGGGGGAGAAAGAAAGUGCGUGUGAAGGGGUGGUGAUGGAUAGACGGAAGGAUGGAGGGAGAGAACAUAAAAGAGGACAAGAGAGGAGGUGCUGUUUCGGGGAAUGCAGAUGCCGAGGUGUGUUGGCUUAAGGCAGAAAGAGGACGAAACGGAGAAGGGGGGGAUCAGGAGCUAAGUGUGGAAAAAGGCGUGUGACAAAUGCAACAGCGGGAGGUGAAAAAAAAAAAAAGAACACAAAAGAAGAAGAAGAUGGGGAGUGAAGACGGGUGUGGGUGGGGUGAAGAAGAGGGCUGACAACUUAAAUAAUGUGACAUCAUCAUCCAAAAUGAGGAUGAGGUUUUGCCCCCGGCGUGUCGGCUGCACUCGGCAGAUACUUGAACAGACUGCAUGCUUCCUUCAUGGACUGAUGCUGUUUGGGUGCCUGAGAUCAACUUGAGUCAAACAUUUAUUCAUUCAUUAGUCUCACCUCCCACCCCAUGUACCUUCUGCAUACAAAGCAUACACAUUUGGACGGCACAAUUUUGUAAACGCAAACAGGGCAGCAAUAGGAGGAGAGGCAUGCCAAGACAAUCAGAGAGAAAGUUAAAUGACUGUCAAGACCUCGGGAGAAGAGACGAGCUCGAGAAAGAAUGUCUAAUACAACACUUGGUCACAGAUUUUAGACUGAGCACUGCAUGUACCCGGUUUUUAUUGUGGUCUGGUCUCAUCUUUAAAUUAUCUUUGCAAAUGAAGUGAAAGAAACCUAAUCAUACGUCUCAUAAUAGUAACCCAUUAUCUUCUCGAGGCUCGCCAAACCUUAAUUAAAAAAAAAAAAAAGUUUAAGCAGCUGAUAAUUUUCUGGUGGAAGUUGGAACGAGUUUGAUCUAAUUAAUUUUUUUCCCACAUCCACUCACGACAAUAUAUGUGUUUGAAUUAAAAGUUUGCCUAUUACUGUUUUUAUUAUUUCAGAAAAGAAGAUAUCAGCAUAUAUUGAUCGAUCGUCAUAAUUGUGAUUUUCUAUUACAUUAUUUAUUGCUAUGUACCGAUUUGGAGAACCCAGUGAAUUGAAUAUCUGACAAAUUGUAAUAAAAUAUAUAUCAGAUGAUUGUUGAAGCAAUCUCUGGUCGUACAGUCAGUUGUACAGCCAAAGGCAGCAUCUGUAGUGUAAACAUUAUCUGUUGCACCAAGAUACAACACAUUCUCUUGUUUCAGCUUCCUAUUUGUGAAUGUUUGCUGCGUUUCGACACCUUAUAGUAAAUUGAAUGCCUUUUUUUCAACUAUGUUUUUGAAUGAAUCAGAUUAAUAGUGUUAUUUUGGGCUUUAAGGAUGGUGGUAACAGUUAAGCAGUUAAUUGAAAUUAGCAACUGAGUUUCAGCCUCACAAAUUUAUAUUGUCCCAGAGAGUAGUCGCCAAACUUCCCCAACAUAAAUACUGCAUUUUACACCCCGAUUUACCUUAUAUUCACAAAAUAUUAAACUGGAUUAGUUGCAUUUGAAGCAGUAAAGUACAUCAGCUGACUCAGCUGUCCAGCUUUUCUUUUUUUUUCAGGCCUUAGCACAGCAUAGACUCGGCUCUGUUGACAGGGAUCGCAGCCGGACCGCUACACUGUGCAUUUCAACACAAACACGGACACAGGGAAGCGGCACCUGCUUUCUGACUGCCUCCCACUGACCCCACAAACACACUUUCAAAGAAGGAAGAACAUCAAAGCAAAGUGCUAACAAACAGCCAGAGAUUAGAGGAGGAAGGAGAGAAGGUAGAGAGGGGGAGGAAAAAAAAGGCCGAGAGCGUAGAAGGGUGAUUUAGUUAGAGCCUGUAAGUGUUGAAACCCGUUCUUUAUACUUUGAGAAGCUCUCUUUCUCUUUUCCUACCUGUGUUACUGAAUAACAGUAAUAUUGGAAGCGCUGCAGUGUGGGUUUUUAGUUUUUUUUAUGUCUGCAUUUGUUUUCUGUUCGUUCUUUUUAACAGCACUGAAGCUUCCUUUCAUUCUGUGUAGAAAAUCCUUUUCCUUU